This is a messenger RNA of Erinaceus europaeus (western European hedgehog), 936 nucleotides long. Its product is annotated as olfactory receptor 51J1-like. The coding region runs from base 1 to 936 and encodes 311 amino acids. Gene Ontology annotation, biological process: G protein-coupled receptor signaling pathway. The record is from RefSeq and is a predicted model, not a curated record. The transcript has a single exon. Gene Ontology annotation, cellular component: membrane. Gene Ontology annotation, molecular function: olfactory receptor activity; G protein-coupled receptor activity. NCBI's taxonomy places the organism in Eukaryota, Metazoa, Chordata, Mammalia, Eulipotyphla, Erinaceidae.
AUGAAGAACUCCAGUAGUUCUCUGGAGUUUUUGCCUACAACAUUCAUUCUGGCUGGUAUCCCAGGGUUGGAGACAGAGCAUAUCUGGUUAUCCAUCCCCUUCUGCCUGAUGUAUAUUAUCAUCUUCCUAGGGAAUGGGGCCAUUCUUCAUGUCAUCAGAAUAGAUGCUGCCCUACACCAGCCCAUGUACCUUUUUCUUGCCCUGUUGGCACUGGCAGAGGUGGGUGUCUCUGCAUCUACUCUGCCUACAGUACUAGGCAUCUUCCUUUUGGGUACCACUAAGAUCAGUUUUGACGCAUGUCUUCUCCAGAUGUUCACCAUCCAUUCUUUCUCCAUUAUGGAGUCAGGGGUGUUGCUGGCCAUGUCCCUGGACCGCUUCUUGGCCAUCUACAACCCGCUGCGCUACACAGCCAUCCUGACUCGGCCCCACAUCUUUGGCACAGGAGUGAUUAUUGGGCUGAGAAGUGCUCUGCUCAUGGCCCCAUUGCCCAUACUCCUAAGGCGCCUGCCUUUCUGUGGCCACAAUGUCCUCUCCCACUCCUAUUGCCUCCACCCCAACCUUAUCCAUCUGCCUUGUGGGGACAUUUCUAUCAACAAUAUCUAUGGCCUUUUCAUUGUUACCUCCACGUUUGGGUUCGAUUCAUUGCUCAUUGUGGUGUCCUAUGGGCUCAUACUCCACACCGUGUUGAGUAUCACCACCGGAGAGGGCCGGAGGAAGGCACUCAACACCUGUGGUUCACAUGUCUGUGCAGUGCUCGCUUACUAUGUGCCUAUGAUCGGCUUGUCGAUGGUGCACCGUCUCGGACACCAUUUGUCCCCUUUGCUGCAUGUCAUGAUGGCCAAUGCUUACCUCUUCUUCCCACCUGUCAUCAACCCCAUUGUGUACAGCAUAAAGACCAAAGAGAUCCGUCGUGGCAUUGUCCGGAUGCUAUCCUAA